UCACAUCGUUUACAAUUACUAGUCAUUGUUUCCUCUUUAUUAAUAACAUAAAGAAUCCAAUCAAAGAUCUCUGCCAAUUUCCAUCUAUCUUUUUUGAGGGCGAUUGACUUGGACUUUGUGAUUUAACUUGUACACCUGAUUAUAUGGAGGAUGCCCUUGAUUUAAGUAAGGAUGGUGCAGACUCCAUUGAACUUCCAACAUCUAAUGGUCCUGGUGGUGAAAAUGAGAAUGUAAACAAUCAUAAUACUACUAACCAGGAACCUAGUGAUUGUGAGGUCAAAGAAGCCCAGUUGAAUGGGGAGAUCGCGGUGACUAAUCAAUCCGGACAUGCUUCAGCUGUUAGUUUGACUGCAAUGCAAGUUAGUGUUGAAGUAAGUUCUACAAUUAUGGAAACUAAAGUUUCAGAAUUUGCUGAAAAUGGUUCCACAGUUCAAGAUGGAAUUCAUCAGAUAAAUGGAAGUCCUAUCACCAAUAGUGAGAUAGAUGCUGUAUCUGGUAUUAAGAGACCCCGAAAAUCUGUUGAUGAACAGCAAGCUUCAGUCCAUGUCACUUAUAAUUCAAUUACAAGAGAGAGUAAACGGAAGCUUGAAGAGUUUUUACAGAAGUGGUCGGAAUGGCAUGCUCGACAUCCUUCAAAGGAUCCAGAGGUUGAGCUAGAAUCUGGUGAAGGCACCUAUUUUCCAGCUCUUACUGUUGGUCCGGACAAACCUUCUUCAGUGUCAUUCUGGAUUGAUGGCCAACCUAGGAAUUUACAGAACAAAGAAAUUAUGGCGUUGGAUAACAGUUCAAUCCCACUCUAUGAUCGUGGAUAUUCUUUUGGCUUAACAUCGACAGAUGGUUCGAGUAACCUGGAUGGAGGUUUGGAACUAGUGGAUGGUGCUCGCUGCUUCAAUUGUGGCUCAUACAACCAUGCGCUUAAGGAAUGCCCAAAGCCUCGUGAUAAUGCAGCUGUUAAUAACGCUCGUAAAGAACACAAGACUAAGCGUAAUCAGAAUGCAAUGUCUCGAAACCCGACGCGAUACUAUCAAGACACUCCUGGGGGCAAGUUUGAUGGUUUAAGGCCAGGUGUGCUAGAUUCUGAAACAAAAAAACUUCUGGGCCUUGGGGAGCUCGAUCCACCUCCAUGGCUUAACAGAAUGCGAGAGAUUGGUUACCCACCCGGAUACCUAGAUGCAGAAGAUGAGGAUGAACCAUCUGGGAUUGAAAUAAUUGGUGACGAGGUGGUGGUGGUGGUUAAGCAAGAAACAGAGGAUGGUGAAAUCCUUGAUAUGGAUAUCUCCCCUCCUCAUGCUGCAUCCGAGCCACCUAAACCCGAACUACCCAAGAAAAUGAGCGUUCAGUUUCCAGGAGUGAAUGCCCCAAUUCCAGAUAAUGCUGAUGAAUGGCGAUGGGGAGCAAGGGCUUGGAAGUUUGAUUUACCUAGAAAUAGAUCAUCUGACCAUAGAUCUUAUAAUUCAAUAGAACGUUCAAGUAGAUCUAAUUAUCAUGAAGAAAGGUGGAAUCGGGACUAUAGAGAUGACGGGCCACCUGGAGUUGAACCUGUUAGCGGUUCCUUGCCAUCUAGCUUUUCACCCAGGUACCCUGCAUAUGAUUCUAGAGGCUCAAGUUAUGGCAGGUCUCUGCAUGAUAGAGACAGACGGAGCCCUUUGAUUCGUGAAACAAGUUCGAGCCAUGAUGAUGACCGUUGGAACCCUUACUCGUCAGACUAUUUGUCUCACCGUAAUGAGCGACAUGAAGACCGCCAUCGUCGUAGUUGGAGGUAACUCUAAAAUUGACAUGGGGAUUUUUCUUUAGGGGCAGAAAAGCAUGGAGUGUACAUGUGGUAGACAUCAGUUCGUUAGGAAAGGCGCUUAUGCUUUUAUUAGUUUAGCCUCAGUCCAAGUUUUUUUUUUUUUUGUAAGGCAGUAGCCUGACCAGUCCAAGUAUAUCUGACAAUCCAAGACUCUGAUAACUACAACCAUACCCUUUGAUUAUUGUUCUUGUCGAACUUGCAUUGUAUUUGUUGUAAGUUGUAACUUAUAGCCCUUCAAGUUUUAAUAUGUUGUACACCGCUAUCUUACGGGAUUUGCUUA
This is a messenger RNA of Erigeron canadensis, 2072 nucleotides long. Its product is annotated as zinc finger CCHC domain-containing protein 8-like. Gene Ontology annotation, cellular component: catalytic step 2 spliceosome. Gene Ontology annotation, molecular function: RNA binding; zinc ion binding. The transcript is spliced from 9 exons. The record is from RefSeq and is a predicted model, not a curated record. Lineage: Eukaryota; Viridiplantae; Streptophyta; Magnoliopsida; Asterales; Asteraceae. The coding region runs from base 144 to 1763 and encodes 539 amino acids.